CAUCAUCAUCACCACCACCGCUAUCGCCCUCGCUCUCGCCCUCGCCCUCACCACCCCGUCCAGCGAGCCAUGCACACCUCAGCCAUCGUCCUGGGAGCAGCGCUGCUCGGUCUGUCCCAGAUCCCUGCCGUGGUCGCAACGCCUGGAGGCUUUGCGGGCAGCGACGCUUUUGGCUCGCCGCUCGAGUCCGUCGACCACGCCGUCUACCUCAAGUCAUCCCGGGUCCUCGCCGGAGCGACUGCAAGUGGCAACGAGUUUGACGCUCUCGUCGCCGGUCCCUUCAAGACUAGCGCCAGCACCAACGCACACUUUGCCCGGCUAGUCUCCAAAGUCGACACCUCCAGCGAUAUACCUCUCAUUGGAUUCCCCUCUGCCGAACAACGAGUUCCGCACUCGUCCGUCAGCGUGGCGGGCGUCACCGAUGGGAUCGACAGCACGACGCCGCUCUUUGUCCCGCUCGAGCAGCUCGACUGGAACAGCAUUGUCUCGUCGCCCAAUGCCGUAGAUUUGGCCGUGGCUACCGAGCCGGCUGCGGCUGUUGCGUCCUCCGACACCACCGUUGCCUUCCUCAAGCCAUUCUUUGGCUCGUCGCAGUAGCAGCAGCAAUAACCGCCCGUAGUCUUGGCAUUCACAUCGAUGCCGCAGUGUCGCAGAGAUGCAGUGCUGCAGACAUGAACCACAUCACCCGCCCCCUCAAUCCAAAUACACACAUUUUUGCUCUUGUCC
Messenger RNA from Polychytrium aggregatum, 726 nucleotides. RefSeq lists its product as uncharacterized. The coding region runs from base 70 to 597 and encodes 175 amino acids. NCBI's taxonomy places the organism in Eukaryota, Fungi, Chytridiomycota, Chytridiomycetes, Polychytriales. The record is from RefSeq and is a predicted model, not a curated record. The transcript has 2 exons.